AUGCAGAACUAUUGGGUCUGGACAUCUCAUGGAGAAGAUUAUAAUAUGUUCGACAAUAAUUCUGAAGAAGAUGCGUUCACCACAGAGCCAACAAAUCCUUAUGUGGCAAUGGUUUCAGAUGCAUUUGGCAAUACAGAGGCAGAGGCAGGAUUUGAUCAGAUGAACGAAGAAGAGCCUAACCCCGAAGCAAAAAAGUUUUAUGAUAUUCUGGAUGCUGCAGAACAACCAAUCUAUGAAGGAUGUAAAGAAGGUCUUUCGAAACUCUCCUUAGCAGCUCGGCUUAUGAGUUUGAAGACAGAUUUUAAUUUGUCUCAAAAGUGUAUGGACUCCAUUGCUAAGAUGAUGCAAGAUUAUUUGCCAGAAGGGCACAAUUAUUCAUUAUGGCCUGUUAUCUUAACUCCGUAUAAUCUGCCACCUGAGAUGUGUAUGAAACAAGAAUUUAUGUUUCUAACCAUUCUAGUACCUGGUCCAAAGCAUCCAAAGAGAAGUCUAGAUAUAUUUCUUCAACCGUUGAUAGAAGAGCUGAAAGAUUUGUGGUUUAGUGGUGUUGAAGCAUAUGAUAUUUCUACUAAGCAGAACUUUUUGUUACGAGCAGUACUCAUGUGGACAAUAAGCGAUUUUCCCGCUUAUGCUAUGCUUUCAGGCUGGACAACUCAUGGUCGAUUGGCUUGUCCAUAUUGUUUGGAUAAGACUGAUGCAUUUCAGUUAAAGAAUGGAAGAAAAACAAGUUGGUUUGAUUGUCAUCGGUGUUUUCUACCUGAAGAUCAUGGAGAUAGACAGAAUGUGGUCAGUUUCAGAAAAGGAAGGGUUGUGAAGGAUAGUGCACCUCCGAUACUAACAGGCGAGGAAUUCUUGAAUAAAGUCUGUGGCUUUCCCAAAACAGUUGCUUUCCGGGGGAAAUCAUGGAAAAAAAGUUCAAGGAUAUGGCAAACCCAUAACUGGCAUAAACAAAGCAUCUUUUGGGAGCUGCCUUAUUGGAAGGUUCAUCUACUUCGACAUAAUCUUGAUGUGAUGCAUAUCGAAAAAAACUUUUUCGAUAAUAUCAUCAAUACUUUACUGGAUGUGAAGGGGAGAACGAAAGAUAAAUCAAAUCACGACUCGAUUUGCAAGAGCAUUGCAAUCGCAAAGACUUGCUCAUAA
Molecule: messenger RNA, 1140 nt
Organism: Microthlaspi erraticum
Lineage: Eukaryota; Viridiplantae; Streptophyta; Magnoliopsida; Brassicales; Brassicaceae
Source: the annotation of a GenBank genome assembly